AUGUCUCUUUCUCAGGGUGUUUACUGGAUUCGCAACAGCCGAUGGACAAACAAAGUGCUGGAUCUCAAAGAGGCCAAAACCGAGAACGGCACCCGCAUCCUCAACUUCGACCAACACGACACGUUCAACCAGGUCCUCAACCAGCUCUGGCUCCUCGAGCGAGUUGAGACCCGCGACACUUACCUCAUUCGUAGCGUCCAUUCCAACCUUGUUCUUGAUCUCCACGAUGGUUUGUCUGCCAACGGCACCCCCGUCCAGGCCUGGACAGAACACGGUGGCAGGAACCAGCAAUGGCGCGUCGAAUACUCUAAAUCUCAGAACGACAUGACUUUAUUCCGCAUCGUCAAUGCUGCUUCUGGAACCGCGCUUUCGCACAACGAAGAUGACUCCGACACGGCUACCGUUGCAUGGAGCAUCGACGACGGGCCGAAGCAACUAUGGGCAUUCACACCCUUCGUACCCUCUCUCUCAGUCCGUCUCCGAGUGAAGCAGACUGGGAGAGUCCUCGAUCUGAAGGAGGCCUCUGCUGCCAAUGGCACUCCUGCUCUGGCUUGGAACGAACACACUGCCGUUACGAAGCGCAAUCAGCUCUGGUGGUUGCCCAAGUUGCAGAAUAGUGAGGGAUAUACCAUCCAAUGCCUCGAGACCAACACCGUGGCCGACCUUGCCUAUGGCAAGAGCGACAAUGGUACCCCCAUCAUUGGUUGGCAGUCCCACGGUGGGCGCAACCAGCAAUGGGAUAUCGAGCUCUACAGAGGCGACUACCAACGCAUCAAAAACAUUCAGGGAGGAACUGCAAUGGACGCGUUCGCUGACAGCAAGGAGAAGAAGGUUGGCGGCUGGCAGUUCCACGGUGGCGACAAUCAACAGUGGCUGUUGGAUCCCGUUCCCUCCCCUGCACCCACCUAUGUCCUACUCCAAAACGCUGGCACCAACAAGUUCCUAGCCAGCAACGACUCUAACGACAUCGACACUGUCGACGGUCCCCAGACUGUCUUUGAUGGCAGGGUCCAAUGGCGCUUCGUCCAAACGGAAUCGACUGGCAUCUACACCAUCGUCAACCGUGCCACCGGUCGAAAGCUGCGCCAGGUCCACUCCUCCAUCCCUUCUAUCGGACUUGUGGAUUCCAAGCAGCCGGACAAUAAGGAUUGUUGGGUCCUCGAGAGUUACAAGAAGGCCCCCGGUGUUGGCCUCAUCAGCAUCGUUAAUCGUGCGACAGGCUUCACCCUCGACCACUAUGCUGGCGUGAGCGUUCAAGCUUUGGACAUCGGCAUGGACAACCAAAACAGGACCUGGAAGGUCCUUCAGGCCAACGAUUGGCUCCCUUCGUUUGCCCUCGUCAACGGCCAGAGUGGAACUGCCCUGACCGAUCAGGCCGGAAAGCAUGGCCACUACUCGUCCACUGAAAAUAUCAACCAAUAUGUCGCCCAAUGGGUCAUUCACAGGGUUCACGACGGUCCACAAUAUGUGAUUCAGAACAAGGCCAGCAACCAUUACAUUGGCGGGGCCUCCGCUCGAUGGGAGUUGGUUCCCCGCAACGAAAAGUACUUUGGUAUCCGUAACGUCUCCACCAAGAAGUACAUCGGCAUCCACAACAACCAGGUCACAUUCAACGACCAGGAGAUGAGCGACAAGUGUCAAGCAUUCGAACUGGUCUCUGGUCGUACGCCCGACAACAACGACGAUUUCCUGUACAUGGACGAUGACGUCUUGGAGGUCAUCGUUCCCCUCAUGGGCGAACAGGGAGCCGAGUUGGGGCAGCGUAUCGACAGACGUAGGGGCAGGCAGCCACCGAAGGACGUCAGUGAAUGGGGCAGAGUAGCUCCCAACCGUUUCAACCCUCCCGACAACGUCACCGUCCGCCAGCUCGUCAGCAAUCUCAUCGACAGAUUGGACAUUGACAUCGCUAACGAGGAGAGCCAGCCUGUCGACACCCUCGUCAAGUGCGACCAGAACGAGGCCGAGCGCGUUAUCGGCCAACGCCUCCCCCAGUCAAUCAGGGACAUUUUCGGGACGAGCGGCCACCCCGACAGGGUGUUCCGAAUCGAGAGGCAAGGCUGCGUGGACGUGGGCGGUGGACGAUAUGUCAAUAUCCUUGGCCUCUACGAGAAGGACGUGUACUGCCACGUCGUUCUUCCUGUCGGGGUUAGGUAUGGCAAGGAGGUGGUGCGAAGCUUCCUGCGAGAGAGCAUGGAUAGGAGUACGACUGUCGUCGUUACUCGUGCUUCGUCCAAGGCUCCUAACGGUGGUCCUAACCUCAAGCCCGACGCUCAAGCCGCCAGCGAGAAUCUGUGGAUCAAGUAUGCCCAGAAUCUCUUGCCCAUAGUCCCCGUCAAGCACUCCGAGCUCUAG
Molecule: messenger RNA, 2352 nt
Organism: Coprinopsis cinerea okayama7#130
Lineage: Eukaryota; Fungi; Basidiomycota; Agaricomycetes; Agaricales; Psathyrellaceae
Exons: 4
Coding region: 1-2352 (783 amino acids)
Source: RefSeq, a predicted model, not a curated record